Molecule: messenger RNA, 1160 nt
Organism: Guyanagaster necrorhizus
Lineage: Eukaryota; Fungi; Basidiomycota; Agaricomycetes; Agaricales; Physalacriaceae
Product: CAF1-domain-containing protein
Exons: 5
Coding region: 51-1076 (341 amino acids)
Cellular component (GO): CCR4-NOT complex
Molecular function (GO): nucleic acid binding; poly(A)-specific ribonuclease activity
Source: RefSeq, a predicted model, not a curated record
UAUUAGACAGCUGCCUUGUACUCUCACCUUCUCACUUUCUUCCGCUCAAUAUGUCUCGAAUACGAGAGGUAUGGGCACUGAAUCUUGAAACAGAGAUGCAUGCAAUCCGCGGAAUUAUCGAAAACUACCCAUACAUUGCCAUGGACACCGAAUUUCCGGGUGUUGUAGCACGCCCCAUAGGAAAUUUCAAGACUUCUUCCGACUAUCACUACCAGACAAUGCGCUGUAAUGUCGACCUUCUCAAGAUCAUUCAGGUUGGCAUCACCUUCGCGGACGAGGAUGGCAAUUUUCCACCGGAGACCUCGACGUGGCAGUUCAACUUCCGGUUCAGCAUCAAUGACGACAUGUACGCCCCCGACUCAAUAGAAUUACUUCAAAAGUCUGGCCUCGAUUUCCAGCGGCACGAGGAAAUUGGAAUCUCACCACAGGACUUCGCGGAGCUGAUGAUAACAUCAGGCAUGGUUUUGGCUCCCGACACCAAGUGGGUGUCUUUCCACAGUGGCUAUGAUUUUGGGUAUUUCGUCAAGCUCCUCACGGCGGUCUCCCUACCAAAGACAGAAGAAGAGUUCUUUGACAUCCUUCGGAUAUGGUUCCCGACUGUUUACGAUAUAAAAUUCAUGAUGCGGGCAUCCAAGGUGCUGAGGGGUGGACUGCAGGACGUGGCAGACGACCUAGGGGUUGUCCGUAUUGGCAAUUCACAUACAGCAGGCUCCGACUCACUCCUUACUGCCUCUACGUUCUUCAAAAUGCGCGAAAUGUACUUCAACGACACAAUUGAUGACAAGGAAUAUUCGGGGAAAUUGUACGGCUUUGGACAGACGUUCCCGCUGACGAACGGUUUGACUGAUCCUGGGCGAGGUGGAGUGACCAUUGCAGAGAGAGAGGACCGGGGAACGUUGGCUACGAGGGACACGCACGCGCAGACACCGGGGCAAAUCGCUGCUGGCAUCGCGCAGACACCAGUUGGUAUGGGCAUACCCAUGUCCAUACCAACACCCCUACCAAAUGGCGCAUACGGACCACUAACAGCGAAUGGGCCAUAUAUAAGGACAUCGCUUGUCGGUGGAGGUCGUUAACUAUUUUCUCCUUCGUCUCUCAUUCGUUGCUUUGUGUACAGAGUAAGAUGGAUCGUCUGUUGUGUACUUGUCGUUAUGUUUAUU